UGGUCCUUCGAGCAAACGGUGAAUUGCGGGACCGGGACGCGUUCAGGAAGUGUGCUGUGUUUGUGUGCGUGGUUCUGGUUUCCGUGAUUACGCGACCUCGGUGCUUUAGGAAGGCACCACAUAUAUCUUCACAUCUCUACCCUGGUGUCUUGGGGGGACACUGCAUCUCAACAUCUCAACCUCGGUGCUUUAAGAAGGCACCAUACAUCUACAUAUCUCAACCCUGGUGCCCUGGAAAGGCAUCACAUCUCUACACAUCGACGGAAUAAUUUACAUCUCGGCGCGGCGUAAGCGUAACUUGAAGCUAACCAAGUAAGGUUUCUUAUAUUUUAUCUCUUAUUUUCAAACAUGUCGAUGGAGGAUAUUUUAGCUACCCAAGAGCAAUUAAUAGAUGCAUUGGAUAAGCUACAUAUAAACUUUAAAAAAGAUGGAGCGGAGCGAAAGACUCCCGAUUAUAUACGACGACGAUUAGAAACGUUAGAACAAUAUUUUGUAGACUUCCACAACAACCAUAUGAUACUUCUAUCUUUCAACGAUCACUCUCAUGAGUAUUUUGCAUUCAAUAGAUAUGAUCAAAUUAAGAAAAAAUACAAUAAUAUAAAGACAGCCUUACAGAAUUAUAAAUCUUUAGAAAACCCUGAAUUACAACCUCCAACCUUUCAAACCCCGUCAAUCUCUAAUGAAUAUCAAGAAAAACCUCCUAACAAUAUCUCCAAUAUAAAUAAAACGGAAGAGCUUAUGAAAAAACAAACAACUAAUUUUAAGGCUUUUCUGCGAACUGUUUCAAACAUAAAUCUUGAUCUUAUAUCGGAAAAGUGGGAAUUUGAGGAUAUCCUAAAGUCCUUGCAAAUCCGCUGGUCGGUAAUUGAUACCUUGCAUUGGGAAUUAGAAAAUGAAUUGAGCGGAACGAACGCUGAAUAUGAAGAACAAUUUACUAAUUAUGAAAAACAUUACUAUAAGUUAAAAACAGAUAUCAAUAAAAAGAUGUAUUCUCUAUCUCAUAUAGAAAAAUCAACCCCAAAAGUAGAGCUGCCUACAUUCGAAGGAAAUUACAUGCAAUGGGUUUCGUUUAAAGAUCUAUUUACAGAAACUAUCCACAAUAAUCCGUCACUGUCGAAUGCACAAAAGUUACAGUUUCUCAAGAGUAAAGUUAAGGGCGAGCCUGAAAAAAUGAUUCAACAUCUCCAAAUUAGCUCCGACAAUUAUCUCAUAUCUUGGAAUAUUCUCAGUCAUCGUUAUGAUAAUAAACGAUUAAUCUUUACAUCUCAUCUUAAUAACCUCUUAAAUAUCCCUAAUCUUCAAUAUCAGUCGUAUCAACAUAUUAAACAGAUUCAUGAUAUUACAUAUGAGAGCAUUAAUGCAAUUGAAAACCUUGGAAUUAACGUGUCAUCUUGGGACCCUUUUCUUGUUUGUAUAUUAUCUCAAAAGUUAGACACAGAAACAUACAAUGAUUAUAUGCAAUCUUUAAAGUCGCCCAGAGAAAUACCUGUAUUGAAAGACUUUUUACAGUAUUUAGAAACCAAGUUUAUGACGCUAGAGACCUCACGAAAAAAGCAUGAAAGCUACACAAAAAGGGCAUUUCAUCAACCAUCCAAUCAGCAUAAACAUUUAAGAAACUAUAAUAAUCAAUCAUCCUUUUCUAAAAAUUAUAAUAAUAAAUUUAAACAAAGUUACAAUAAUCCAAAUUCUACAAAUCAAGCUAUUUCGCAACGAAUGUAUUCCAGUAAUAUAACAAAUGAAAAACGCAAGCAGUGUCCAUUGUGCAAUUCCAGCGAACAUCGCCUUUAUUCAUGUCCGACGUUGUUACAAAUGCAUCCUUAUGAGCGAAGAAAAACGGUUGAAAAUAUGAAACUUUGCCUCAACUGCCUACAUUCACACGAAGGAAUGAAAUGCUUUUCACGGAUAUUGUGUAAGCAAUGUAAUAAACAUCAUAAUACCCUUUUACAUGAAUGUUUCACGUCACAAAAUAUGACACCGGAAGCGUCACGUUCGAGGUUCCACGUGCCUCGUUCGAAACCUUUACGCCCACAACAAGAAAAUAUGAACACAUUAGUAUCCACUCCAGAUCAGGAUCUCAAUACAAACAGUUCGGAAGACAUUAAGCAAUUUGAAGAAAUAAAAAGAAAAAUUGACCUCCUAAAACUGAGCGAACCAUUGGGCACGAAGUUGUCGUAUCACGACAUUCAUCAUUACUUCAUAAUAUAUGUGUUAAUUGGAAUUCUGGUUGUUGUGGCAAAAAUAACGUAUUGGAGACAGCUGCGUCGUCGACGAACUUCAGCAGAGCCGGCGGGGGAGGCUGCGACCAGCGUCGCGGUCCCCGCCCGGCCACAUCCAACCCCGGUGACAAAAGAUACAGAAUGUGGUCUCGGUGAAGUAACGGCAUGGCUUGAAGAUAGCCUCUUAAGUCUUAACUGCGCUAAAACUAAUUACCUCUGCUUCAGCAAAACUUCCGCUUUAGAACCAAUUUAUAAGGCCUUAGGUGAAUCUCUACUAUUCUAUUGUUUAACUGCUUGGGGUGGAGCUGCAAAAAGCCAUUUCAUAGAAAUUGAACGAGCUCAGAGGGCUUUGCUGAAAGUAGCCAUCAAAGAAUCGUUUCGCUACCCAACCGCCCUCUUGUAUGAGAGGACUAUGAACUUCUCUCGUUCUUCAUUCCCGCCACUACUUAAACCUGAUGGAUCUCUUGCUCACAGUGCAAAAGACAAAGCUAAUGUAUUCGCGUUGCUUUUUGCCAGCAACUCGCGUCUUGAUCCCACUAAUGCAAUACCACCUAGCUUAACCCAUUGUGGCUCUAUAAUGCCUCAAAUUGCUAUUAAGCAAAAAGAUGUCUUAAAAAUAUUGCGGAAUUUGGACAUAACCAAAGCAAGUGGGCCGGACGGUAUACCAGCCAUCGUCUUGAAGACCUGCGCACCAGAGUUAUCGCCCAUUCUUACUCGGCUGUUUCGCCUGUCUCUCAAACUGGGAGUAGUUCCAAAAGCUUAG
Colias croceus (clouded yellow) is the source of this 2979-nucleotide messenger RNA. RefSeq lists its product as uncharacterized. The transcript has 6 exons. The coding region runs from base 349 to 2979 and encodes 876 amino acids. The record is from RefSeq and is a predicted model, not a curated record. Lineage: Eukaryota; Metazoa; Arthropoda; Insecta; Lepidoptera; Pieridae.